This is a messenger RNA of Erigeron canadensis, 2124 nucleotides long. RefSeq lists its product as uncharacterized. The transcript has 4 exons. NCBI's taxonomy places the organism in Eukaryota, Viridiplantae, Streptophyta, Magnoliopsida, Asterales, Asteraceae. Gene Ontology annotation, biological process: regulation of starch metabolic process; starch metabolic process. Gene Ontology annotation, cellular component: chloroplast stroma; starch grain. Bases 132 to 1841 code for a protein of 569 amino acids. The record is from RefSeq and is a predicted model, not a curated record. Gene Ontology annotation, molecular function: starch binding.
UCCUUCCUCAAAUUUUAAGCAAUGCUUUCUCUUAUUCAAGAAAAGCAUCUCUUCAAUGCCUCACUACUCCUUCAUUAAAAAAACCACUUCCAUUUUUUCCUUAAAAAAACACUCACCCAAAAACAACAACAAUGGCUUCCCAGAUGUACCUCAAACUCACAAUAUCCCACAUAAAAACCAACCAUUUAUAUAACCUUAAACAUAAAUCACACCCCCACAAACACUUACUGCUUCCAUCAACUUUUGACAAAACACCCAGAAAGUAUGGGAAGUUCAAUCUUUCACUCAAUGUUACAAAUGAUGAUGGAAAUGAGACAUCAUCUUAUUUGGGUAUGUGGAAAAAGGCAAUGGAAAGGGAAAGAAAGGAAAUUGAGUUUAGAAAGAUUGCUGAAAAUGUGGCAAGUGGUGAAGAUGGAAUUGAUGAAGGGGAUUUGGUGAGAAAGGAAAGUGAGUUUUUGAAGAUUUUGGAAGUUGAUAAAGAAGAAAGAGAUAGGGUGCAGAGGAUACAGGUUAUUGAUAGGGCUGCUGCUGCUAUUGCUGUUGCUAGUAAUCUUUUGAAAAAUGAGGAUCAAAAGAUUAAUGAUGAUGAGUUGUAUUCUGGUUUAAGUGUUGAUGAUGAUGUGGAGGAUGAUGGUGAUUUGCAAGUAAAAGGUUCUGCUGGUAUUGGAACUCCAGGUCCAAGUUUCUGGUCUUGGGUACCACCUUCCAGCACAGAUUCUAAUGUCGGUGAUGGAGCCUACUUAGCUUCAAGUAGAAAAACAUCACCAUCUCCCAGUGAACCUAACCCGGUGAUGGAGUUAGAACCUUCUACAAGUCAGUUGUCACUGCCAUUUGAAAGCAAAACAGCGAGCAAUUAUGAUCCCCCUCUUCCACCUUUUCAGUCGCUGAUGGAGGUUGAAAAACAGGAUGUUUCUGGAUCCGUAUCAGAGAGUCUGCAGUUGAAGGAAGAACAAGAAGCUAUGAGUUUGUUUUCAACACAUGCAGAAGAUGCAGCUCAUGCUCUUGCUGAUGUUGAUCCAGUAUCAUCUCAAGGGACUAAACCCGAAGGAUCAAUGUGGUGGAAAGAAACAGGGACAGAGGUAAGACCAGAUGGGGUGGUUUGCAGGUGGACGUUGACUAGGGGUGUUAGUGCUGAUAAAUCUGUGGAAUGGGAAGAGAAAUAUUGGGAAGCUGCUGAUGAGUUGGGUUAUAAGGAGCUUGGCUCUGAGAAAUCAGGUCGUGAUGCUUUUGGAAAUGUUUGGCGUGAAUUUUGGAAAGAAUCAAUGUCACAGAUUGAAGGCUGUCUACAUAUUGAAAAGACUGCAGAUAAAUGGGGAAAGAAUGGAAAAGGUGAUGAGUGGCAGGAAAAGUGGUUUGAACAUUACGGUGCUGGUCAAGCUGAUAAGUGGGCUCACAAGUGGUGCAGCAUUGACCCUAACACGCAGUUAGAGGCUGGCCAUGCUCAUGUUUGGCAUGAAAGGUGGGGAGAGAAGUAUGAUGGGCAAGGUGGCAGUGUGAAGUACACGGACAAAUGGGCAGAACGCUUAGAGGGUGAUGGGUGGACAAAAUGGGGUGAUAAAUGGGAUGAGAACUUUGAUCCAAAUGGCCAUGGUGUGAAACAAGGAGAAACAUGGUGGGAAGGAAAGUAUGGAGAACGAUGGAAUAAAACAUGGGGUGAAGGCCAUAAUGGCUCCGGAUGGGUACACAAAUAUGGAAAGAGCAGCAGUGGUGAACACUGGGACACCCAUGUCCAGCAAGAUACCUGGUACGAGAGAUUUCCUCAUUAUGAUUUUUAUCAUUGCUAUGGAAACUCUGUGCCUUUACGUCAAGUCAAGAAACCUUCUGAGAGGAACUCAUCGUGAGAAUUGUGUAGAGUGUCAUCCAUUAAAUAUAUAAAGAUAGAUAUAGAUAUACAUAGAUAUACAUAUACAUAUUCAUUUGCAUGUAUUGAGUAGCUGUUUGACAGACUCCCGUUCUACCUUGGUUACCUACUGUCAAUUCUUCUUUGGUUCCUGGAAGAUACUUGUAAUUGUUUGUACAUCAGGUGACCUUAUGACAACGAAACAUGUUUAUACGGUAUCUCUUAUGCAUUAUACGUGUUUAUGCAUAUAUUAAACAUAUUUCUAAAAUUGUUAACUUUAGUUA